AUGGAGCAGCGAAGUUCAUCAACAGAUGACCGAGAUACGUUUACGGCGGUUAGUGCUGAUAUGGAACCAUAUAGAAAUGAGAGACGAUCGAUUAAAUCUGCAAGCCGUCGACAUCUACAGCCAUCGGUCUUGGUGAAGCAUCAACUCGUAAGGUCUCCUAACAAAGAACGUAAAAGCAUCAGUUUCGAAAAGGAAUACAAAAGCUUAGGUCGUCAUAAAAAAGAAUCUAAAAGUUCCCAUGAAGUCAAACAGCCUUUAAAUCUGCCUGAUAGUGAAAACAUUCCAAAGCAUUAUGUCCUUCACUCAAAGAUCGACGAGUUCAAGGAAAGAGGAAUAAACCAAGUUUACAAAUCCAGUCCAGAUGAAAAGGCACAAGAAUAUAUAACCUCAAGUGGACCAGAAGGGUUAAGUGUCCAGCUUUUUCCUCAUCAAUUAUCAGGUUUGAAAUUCCUCGAACAAAGAGAGAAUCUUCCCGGUGAAUAUAAAGGUGGUCUACUCUGCGAUGAUAUGGGACUUGGUAAAACUGUUCAAAUGAUAUCAUUGAUGCUCCUGCGUGCUGCAACCAAACCAUAUACUAAAUCGAACUUAAUUGUUUGUCCUUUAUCACUUUUAAAUCAAUGGAAAAGUGAGAUUGAGAAUAAGGCACCAAAGUUGAAAGUUUAUAUAUUUCACGGGAAACAAAAAGACAUAAAAUCUGAAGAGCUAACAAAAUAUGAUGCUGUACUUACCACCUAUAGUACACUUAGCCAACAAUACAUACUUGGUGAUAAUUCUAUACUACAUUGUAUAAAAUGGUGGCGAGUAAUUCUAGAUGAAGCACAUAAUAUAAAAAAUAAGAAGGCUAAGCAAAGCGUUGCAACUUUUAACUUAAAUGGGAGCCGAAGGUGGUGUUUAACAGGUACCCCUAUACAAAAUAACUUGACUGAAUUGCAUUCUUUGUUCAUAUUUAUCAAAGUCUCAAAGCUAUCAAAUGACGAGCAUUGGAGACGUCUUGUCUCAGAUGCUUUGAAAAAACAUGAUAUUGAUAUAGCGGUGAAGACUUUGAAAACUGAGUUGCAAUACUUGAUGCUCAGGCGUACAAAAGAUAUCUUGAGAAUUCAAUCUAACUUGUUUUUACCUCGUAAAACUGAGACUAAUAUCAUGAUAAAGUUUUCACAGUUUGAGAAGCAACUCUAUGAAAACUUGAGUCGGAUUAUUGCUAGUCGAUUGUAUGGUAAAAGCAUAACUAGUUCUGUCAGUGAUAAUACAAAAUUUAAGCUCAAGAAAGGCAUUUUGAAAAUCGAUUCAAAAUCUUAUGUUUCGGCGUUUGUAAUGCUUUUGAGAUUGAGACAACUUUGCUGCAGUUGGGAAUUAUUGCUUGAAAAAGUGGAAAAGACUGAUGAUGAGCUAUGUUUAAGCGAAGGUCUUCUGAAAACGAUGAAACCUCAUACUGCGGAUGAUGUUGACCAGUUAAGCAAAAGCUUAGAAAAAUUGUCCGUAGACUCAAAAAUAUGCUGCAUUUGUUCGAACAGUUUAGAAAAAGGUGACAAUGGUAGUAUGUGUGCUCCUUGUCAAAAUUCAUUGGACCUCAAAAGUCCUAAAAGUGAACAACUGAGUUUUGUACUGGCAAAAUUCAAGGCUUUGAUGGAUAUUCUCAGUAAAGACAAAGAAAGAAAAACUAUAAUUUUUUCACAAUUUUCCUCUUUGUUCGACAUCUUGGUACCUUUUUUAAGACGGCAAGGAUACUCGCCCUUGGUGUUUACAGGUUCCAUGAAUCUAGAAUCGAGAAAUCAUACUCUCUUAGAAGCAAAAGAGGACUCAAGGAAAACUGUAUUAUUAUGUUCAUUAAAAUGUGCUUCCGUUGGCCUCAACUUAACUUUCGCAAGUAGAGUUAUCAUUUUAGAUCCUUAUUGGAAUCCCUCUAUCCAAGAGCAAGCUAUUGAUAGAGUGUACAGAAUGGGCCAAGCUAAUCCUGUGGAUGUUUAUAUAGUGACAAUUGAAAAUUCUGUAGAACAGAAAAUUCUCAAAUUGCAAGCCAGAAAGAAAGACUUGGCUUCGAUUAUAACAUCUGAUAGACUUGAUAAUAAGGGUAUCAAAAAUCCAAAUCACUUAAGCCAAAGAGAGCUUUUACAAUUACUAGGAAUGGAGAGCUUUCAGUAA
This is a messenger RNA of Priceomyces carsonii, 2139 nucleotides long. RefSeq names its product DEAD/DEAH box helicase. The transcript has a single exon. Bases 1 to 2139 code for a protein of 712 amino acids. Gene Ontology annotation, molecular function: ATP binding; ATP-dependent chromatin remodeler activity. The record is from RefSeq and is a predicted model, not a curated record. Lineage: Eukaryota; Fungi; Ascomycota; Pichiomycetes; Serinales; Debaryomycetaceae. Gene Ontology annotation, biological process: DNA repair. Gene Ontology annotation, cellular component: nucleus.